This is a messenger RNA of Daphnia magna, 1500 nucleotides long. Its product is annotated as hydroxylysine kinase. The record is from RefSeq and is a predicted model, not a curated record. Gene Ontology annotation, molecular function: amino acid kinase activity. Lineage: Eukaryota; Metazoa; Arthropoda; Branchiopoda; Diplostraca; Daphniidae.
CACGUAUUCUAGCUCAGCAACAUUGAAAUUGCAGUUCACGUGAUCGACAUACUUCCGCUGGGAGAGAACAAACACCUUAUCGGUGUUGGCUUCAGAUAAAUAUUAAGUGGACUUCCCUUUGAAGGUCGAAGUCGUGGACGGAUAUCACUGUUCAAGCAUUUUUAGUUUUCGUCGUUUGUUAUCGUAGUCUACCACUUCUGACUGUUACUCCAUUUUAUGAGGCAUUUCAUUUUGUUUCCAAGUUUUGCUGUAAACAAAUUCUAAAACAUUUGCCGAGAGUUUCGCAAUGGAUAAAGAGGGUGAAAUUCUACUGAAACCCGGUCAACAGAUUAAGCCAUACGUUCCAAAUGAGGUUGUUCAUCAGCUGGCCCACAAUUUGUACAAUCUCGAAGUGGUUACCAUCAAAGAAUUGAACAGCUAUGACGAUAAAAAUUUCCACAUUACGGUUAAAGAUAACAGCCACUUGCCUGAUGUCAAUGAUGCAUGUCCGUUCGGCUAUGUCAUGAAAGUACUGAAUUCUCUUGAUUCCCGAGCGCACAAUCUCAUCGAUGCACAGAACGAAAUGAUGCUUUACUUGGGUAACAAAGGACUGCCAUGUCCGAAGCCCGUGAAAAAUGUUCACGGGAAAAGCAUGUCGCUGGAAAACCUGAAAAUUCAGAUAAGCGAACCGUUAGAUGUUGCUGCUGCCAAGGAUCACCCCACUGGCCAGUAUAUUGUGCGGCUGUUGUCCUUCGUCCCUGGGAAAAUUCUGCAUAGUGUUCCAUACACGAAAGAACUGUUCUUUCAAGUUGGAGAAUUGGUCGCCAAAACAGAUCUCGCCUUGGCGGGAUUUAAACAUGAUGGAAUCAAAGGGGUUGACCGUAUUUGGAAUUUAAACGCAGUUCCAAAACUUACCGACUUUGUUUAUGCGAUCGAAGACGAGCAGAAACGUUCGCUGUCAGUUGCAGUUAUUGAUAAUUUCAAAUCCAACGUUCUGCCUCUUUUGGAACCUCUUGAAAGGGGUCCAAUUCACGGGGACUUCAAUGAACAGAACAUUUUAGUGACGGAAGAGGAAGGCCAGCCAGGAAAAUUUUAUUUAUCCGGAAUCCUGGAUUUUGGAGAUGUUCACAUCAACUUCUACCUUUUUGAACUAGCCAUUGCUAUUUGUUACAUGAUGAUCGAAUGUCAAUCCAUGAACAUAUUGGAUGCACCUGGUCACGUCUUGGCCGGUUACAAUCGAUUUCGGCUCAUUCCUGAAAACGAAUUCACCUUGUUAAAGGACUGUAUUGCAGCCAGAUUAAGUCAAUCCCUUGUUUUGGGUGCUUAUUCUUAUUCACAAAACCCGGAUCCCUAUCUGUUAACUACGUCUCAAAGAGGUUGGCAAUGCCUCAAGAUGCUUUGGGAUUGUCCAAAAGAUGAGUUAAACAAACGCUGGCGAGACAUCAUGAAUAGUUAUGUAAACUGCUGAUUAACCUUAGCUAUCCUGUGUUCUUUUCGAACAAAUAAAUAAGUAAAUAGAAA